Messenger RNA from Astyanax mexicanus (Mexican tetra), 2641 nucleotides. RefSeq names its product M1-specific T cell receptor beta chain-like. NCBI's taxonomy places the organism in Eukaryota, Metazoa, Chordata, Actinopteri, Characiformes, Acestrorhamphidae. Bases 1 to 978 code for a protein of 325 amino acids. Gene Ontology annotation, cellular component: plasma membrane. Gene Ontology annotation, biological process: cell surface receptor signaling pathway. The record is from RefSeq and is a predicted model, not a curated record. The transcript has 8 exons.
AUGACGCUGGUCUGUGUUGGGUUUGUGUUGAUCAUCUUUAUGAAAUCUACAGAAGGAUUAUCUAUAACUCAGGAUCCUACUUUGAUCAUCAAGGACUAUGGCGACUCUGUGAAAGCAGAAUGCUGGCAUAAUGACAGCACUUAUUAUUAUAUGUACUGGUAUAAACAGGGCAUUCUGGGUCAGAUUGAGCUUAUUGCUCUGUCUAUUGGGAAAGGAAUGUCUCAGAUAGCAGCACCAUUCAAUGAGUCGAAAUACUCCAUGACCCGUGUGGAGGUGAAGCACGGGAUUCUAGAGAUCCAGAAGCUGGAGGCUGAAGAUUCAGCUGUGUACUUCUGUGCAGCGAUCGGAGUGGAUGCUGAAGAUACUGUAACCUCUCUUCUCUUUGAUCAUCACUGGAGGAGGAUCCUUAAAUCUCUGUGCUCAAACUUGCCAGCAUACUUCGGGCCCGGAACCAAAAUCACAGUUCUAGAUCCAGGCCGUAACAUCUCUAAACCCAUAGUCAAGUUACUGAAUCCUUCAAUAGAAGAAGAGUGUACGGAGAAGCGGGUCACUCUGGUCUGCCUGGCUGAAGAUUUUUACCCUGACCACAUCGAUCUGGCCUGGUAUAUAGAUGAUAAAGAAGAAUCCACAGGAGUUGCAAAAGAUGAUUCUGCUAAACUAAAUACUGACAAUACAUACAGCAUCUCCAGCAGACUGAGCAUCCCCUUUAAAAAGUGGAAUCAAGGCAAUACAUACACAUGCAAGCUCACCUUCUACUACCCAAACAAGACCAGCGAUGGCACAUAUAAAGCUGAUCCUGUGACAAAACUGGAAUCUUUAACAGCACCAAAACGGGACAACCCUUCAGACAAAGCAGAUAAAUACACCAGACAGGGAAGAACCACAAUGGUGGCCUAUGGUUUGUUCAUUGCUAAAAGUGUCCUGUACGGCCUUUUCGUCAUCGUGAUCGUGAGACGACAGCGUUUUGUUUCGAAGUAGAAGAGCUCAGACUGGAGUGAUACGAAGCGUCCCAGGACAGAAGAGGACCCAGUGUUAGCAUCACGUUAACACAAACCUUGUGUAUAAAGGCCUGCUUAUUAUAUACUGCUUAAGUUUGAUUAUAUUAUACUUAUGUUAUUUGUCAGCAGAUGUAUGUUCUAAAUAUAUUAGUACACUUUUAAAACUGAAGAUGCUUUAGGGGCUUAGAAUAGCUCAGCAGGAUCGUAAGUCUGAGUUUAAGAGAGAGGAAAAUUGGCCUUGCUUUCUUUCUAGGUGGGUAGAGAGAAAGCAAGCUCUUUGCUAUCUUACACCCCGUCAACAGUCUAUUUUCAUGCCUUGCAUCCGAGACCGCAAAGGGCCGCGCUGUUAAGAUACAAACGCGCCAAAGUCAGAGCGCAGGUUUGUCUUAAAGGGAACGGCAAGUGAAACACUGAUUGGUUAAUUUCACGAUACGCCCAAAACACACCCAUGAUUAAUUAAGAGAAUUAGUUCAUGCCUUUUGCACAUUUCUAAGUGCUCAAGGCAUAUUUUUUUGCACUCUCACGAUACCAAAGACACACCGACAUGCCCUAAAUCCAGCUACAUAAUCCACAGUUGACUGUUGCACUAUAGAUCGCUAAAAUAGGGCCCUAUGGGUUUGAUGUUGGCUGGCACAGUCAUCUAUUAGCUAAUGAAUUGGAGCUGGGGAUCCAGCGCUUUCCUCUGUGUUGGUUGGCUACUUAGUGAUACUGCCCUGGCAGCAGUUCAAAAAGAGGCGGAGGCUUUAACUUCACAUGUAUUGGAGGAGGCAUGAGCUUUUCAUGACCCUUUUAGUGUCUGAAACAUUGUAAGUGGGUGAGUAAUAAGUAAUUGGCUUUAGCAAAUUGGAGAAAAAAUUGGUUAAAUAAAAUUUCAUAAAAAUUGAUAAAAAAGUGGUUCUUGAAAUAUUUCUAUUAAGAACCAUGUUUUAAAUAAAAAUGUCUGUGAAGCAUUUGUGAGUCUAAAGAAAAGAAUCCUUAUGUGAUAUAAAGGUUUUAUUUUAUUUUACUUUUAACAAAUUUAAAGAUUCAUCACAUUUAAAUCUCGAUAUUGGUUCUUGGUUUAAAAAACACCAAAAGCAACUUCAUUUUUAAAAGUGUACGCCUUGCUUGUUGUAUAAGGUUAACAUAGAUAUUAAUACAUGUUACUGUCUGUAAAAACAAAACAAAAAAAAUCUAAACUUUUGCAACCAGUAGUUACUGGCUUAUGUUCCCCACUGGUAUAACUUGGGAACAAUUCAACAACAGCCAGUUUGCAUUGCUUUUUGCACGUGUACAGUUAGCAAAAAUUAAUACGUUUUAAUAUAAGUCAUAGGGCAUAAGGGGUUGAUGAGGGGUUAAUGUAUCAAAUCAAAUCAUUUAUCAUACAAAAAAAUGCUAGAUUUAAAAUGUCAACAUUGGAAAAAGUUUAUUUUUACAGCUUCAAAAUGGCCUUUUUAUGAUGUGUUACUCUUUAUAAUCAUUAUACAAUGUUUUAUUUUAUAUUUUAUCACUGUUUUCAAAGCUUCAUUCGAUAUCUUGCUGUUAUCUUGAUAGCUGUAUAUUCUUCAUUAAACAAAAAAAAGAAAUAAAAUAAAAUGUAUAUAUGUAUAUAAGUGUGUUUAUGUGUGGAUCUUUUAAAUGUGAAUCAUUUGCAUGUCAAGGUC